CGUAUGAGACAACCACUUUAAGUCUUAUCCACUUGAAUUCAAGGAGAGAAAAACUACUAAACUUUCAUUUUCUUAAAAUAAAAGAUCUUUGCUUUAGUCCUAAUCUCCUCAAAGCAAAGAGAGAGAAAGGAGGAAAAUUGUGAAAUUGAACUCACUUUGCUUUUUCAGCAACUCUUCCUUCAUAGAAAAUAUAGCUAUAGAUGAAGUUGGCCAACGGUUAACUUCCCUCCAAAUCUUCGAGUCUCUUACAAUCAAAGCAAAGUUCAGCAGUCCAUUCUUGGUCACCAUCUGAGACUCAAACUUCACCUUCCUGACACAUCCUCCAUACCAAUCUUCACCUUCAUCCUUCUAUAUACACAUACAUAUACCUUAUAUCCUCUGCUUCAUAUAUAAUUUCAAGUUCUCAUGGCAUAAAGUUUGUGUGUUUGUGAGGUUCAGAAAUAUUUGAAGCUGAUUUCAAUUGUUUAUACUUGUGGGGUUGCUGAAUCUUCUCCUCAUGUGCCUUCAAGAGAUCUAUGUUAUUUUGAAUGAAAUUUCUUGAAUGGUUCUUUCCUUUAAAUUAUUCUCUCUAGAACUUCCACAUAGGUUCUUUCCUUCCAAUUCUUAAUGGUAAUUUUCAGCCUUAAGAAUCAAACAAAGACUUGGUCUUAGCACACUUUUUUCAAUUUUGAACAAAUUCUGACCUGAAUAUCAAAAGGGGUAUCCUCUCUUCAAUUUCCACAAGUUUUUCAAUUUCCAAUGAGUUCUCCAUGCCCAUCAGAGCUAUUGUUCAGUUCAAGCAGCACAGUUUCAAUUCCUUCAAAUUCUGCAUCAGAAAACAACAUGGGCAGUGUCCAAUUAAACAGGCCUUCCUCACCUUCAAUUAUGACAAGGGUGGCCAUGAGAGCCUCUAGAUCAAGAUGGUUCACCUUCUUGAGAAGAGUUUUCCAUUACCAGAAUGGACCAAGGUCUGAUCUUGGCUCCAACCCUUUCAAUUCCAGCACUUGGAUGAUGCUGGAAUUGAUUGCUCUGAUGGUGCAGAUAACCAGCACAACUUUCACCUUAGCAAUUUCAAAGAGUGAGAAGCCUAUUUGGCCAAUGAGGAUUUGGAUAGCAGGUUAUGACAUAGGUUGUGUACUUAAUUUGUUGCUUCUUUGUGGCCGCUACCAUCAGCUUCAUGUGACUCAUGAUGGCCUUUCUGAUAUGGAGCAGCAGAGUAACAAUGAAGAAACCAGUGUAUACAGGAGCUCACCUUUGAUGAUGAAAUGCAGAAGCUCACUGGAACUUUUCUUUGCCAUAUGGUUUGUAAUGGGAAAUGUUUGGGCAUUUGACUCACGUUUUGGAUCAUUCCAACAAGCUCCAAAGCUCCAAAUCCUCUGCAUCAUCCUUCUUGCUUGGAAUGCAAUCUGCUACUCUUUCCCUUUUCUGCUGUUUCUUCUCCUCUGCUGUUGCGUGCCACUAGUUAGCACCCUCCUCGGAUACAACAUGAACAUGGGUUCCUCUGCUAGAGGUGCCUCUGAGGAUCAAAUCUCACAACUUGCCAGCUGGAAAUUUAAAGCUGCUCAUGCCAACUUAGACCUCAGCAAUGAUGACCCUCAAAGCAGUGAAAGAUUGAUCAAUGAAGAUCCUGAGUGUUGCAUUUGCUUAGCCAAGUACAAAGACAAGGAAGAAGUUAGGCAACUGCCCUGUUCCCAUUUGUUCCACCAAAAAUGUGUGGAUCAAUGGCUAAAGAUUAUAUCAUGCUGUCCUCUUUGUAAACAAGGAUUACAAAGAUAGCAACAUGACAACUCAGACAUUAAUCUUAUCUGAUAUAUAAUAUAUACACACUCCAAAGAUAUAUUUUUUUCUUUUUCACUUUGGUUACAUGAGUGACUGUACAUGUACGGAAGAUGUCACCAGUAACCAAAACUACACAAUUGAAUACUUGGUUCAUAGGAGUGAAUCCCAUUAAAUCUGAUAUUAGUGGAUUGCAUCUCCAAAAGUUUUUCUUUUCCUGUGAAUUGCUUGCACUAGAUUUUAUUAUCCUUUUCUUAACUAUUGUAAGGUGAGUUUCACUGUAUGGAAUAAUGAAGUAAAUUUUUGUA
Molecule: messenger RNA, 2063 nt
Organism: Lotus japonicus
Lineage: Eukaryota; Viridiplantae; Streptophyta; Magnoliopsida; Fabales; Fabaceae
Product: E3 ubiquitin-protein ligase At4g11680
Exons: 3
Coding region: 739-1755 (338 amino acids)
Source: RefSeq, a predicted model, not a curated record